Molecule: messenger RNA, 1378 nt
Organism: Mucor mucedo
Lineage: Eukaryota; Fungi; Mucoromycota; Mucoromycetes; Mucorales; Mucoraceae
Exons: 3
Coding region: 8-1378 (456 amino acids)
Molecular function (GO): protein binding
Source: RefSeq, a predicted model, not a curated record
CUUGCACAUGUCCUCUAAACGAGUAGGGCUGCGACCUGUAGAUCGCAACAUUAUAACUAAAAAGAUAACGCCCAGUACACAAUUCAAAUCAAAACCACUUGAACCAACCUCAUGUCAACUCGAAAAUACCCCAACAAGACAGCAAAGCACACAAAGCACACAAAAGAAAGGAAAUAAAGUAAAGCUUGAAAGACCCGUUAUGAAACCAGAGCGAAAAAAGAUAAUGCUGGACCUUUUUCAAGAUGAUGAUACACCUAUUCGAAAAUUGCCGUUUGAUUGCUUAUUGAUGAUAUUUCGAUAUUGCCCACUAGCAACAUUGCUUAGUCUGGCUAGUGUCAAUCGUAACUGGCGAAAGAUAGCACAAACCCCUUCACUGUGGACAGAUUUGACCGUGCCAUGGUUUGCCUUUUAUCAAUCAACAACCUCACUAAAACAUACACCAAAACCGUCUUUACGCUUUCAACAUGUCCGGGUCUUGACAAUUAACGUUAACAGUGAAAUGAUUAUGGAAAGUUACACGCACUAUAUAAAAUAUUCCCCUUUUGGACAAGUCGAGACGUUAAACACGAUCAAUAUGCCACUUCGUUAUAUACAAUAUGUCACCGUUUGGACACCAAAUAUAAUCAGUUUAAAUUGUCAAGACAUUCCUGUAGAAGCAAAAGAAUCUAUGGUUAUGCCAAAGUUCAAAGGCCUUGAUAAACUAGAUAGCUUAAGGUUGAAAUUCGCACAACCGUAUCGUCUGGAAAUAUCACCUUUUUUAAACAGAUUCGGUCAAGAUAUUUGUCCAGAUGUCUUUCCAUCCACAUUGAGCACAUUAGAGUUGACCAAUUUGACAGAUGAUGAAGAGGGCAUAUACUCCGAUCAGGCUAUCGAUUAUCUAAUCCGGUUGCGACAGAGAGGAAAUGAUACAACAGACUCCAUACAAUAUUUCGUGAAUCAUGCAGAAGUGGAAGCAGCCAAGAAAUACUCCAUUUUUUCCUCAUUGAAUAAUUUGACUAGUUUAUCAUUGGAUCGUCUCAGUAGAUAUACAACCAUUGCUUGGAGUGAAUAUAUGCAAUCCUGCAGUAAGAAAUUGACAUAUAUCUCCUUGAAAGGUUAUAAGGGCAGGAUCAAAACGCUAGAUAUGGCCAUACCAGAAGACUAUGGGUUAUCUGUAUUUAUCGCAUCACUCUGCAACAUAGAAACCAUUUUCCUGGACGACUUUCUCUGUACUCCCGACCUGAUUCUAGGUUUAAAAAAAUUGACGGAAUCAGAUAAAAUUUAUCACAUUGAAAAUACCAUUGAAAAUGCCACAGACAUUAACGAUUAUCUCGAUAAGCAAUUACACAACUUUAGCAUAUCCAUUAAAAAAAUAAAAAACGAAGUCAUGACUGUUUAA